GUGUAUUAUUUCCUGUGCCUCCUGGACACAUGACGAAUACAACGUGAAAGUAGUCUCAGCCAGGCCUCACAAGUGCAUGUGUUUUAAGGUCCCCAAAAGAGCUCUCCUUUAAAACACCAAGGAGCACAUCAGGGGACGCCAAACCAUUUGACUCCCUUGCCAGACAUCUCGGCUCACUCCACAAUCAAUGGUGCUCGCAAUCGGAUGCACUUUUAGGCCAUUUAGGAGACAAAUAGCACAGGAAAAGCAGUGCGCACCGCUCCACCCGACAGUCGAACGGUGAGGUUUUGAGCGAGUCGCAGCAAAAUGCACGGGGCUUCUGCAGCCCACAUGACUUUAUUCUGAACGGACACAAGUCUGCUCGCUGGGCCGUUCGCUUUUGGGCCAAAAACACGGCUCCGUCGGUGACUUUUGGCCCGAUAUUGGCGACCAGAAAACACAAGUGAAAGAGCAUUUGGCCAGCCCGGAGAAGCCGAGCUGGGUGGCUUGAGUCUACAUGGUUCUCAUGUCGCGUUUAAGGCCAGCCCCCUGCACGGUGUGGAGCUUCAAUAGCGCAGAGCAGCGUCUACAGCAAAGUACUCCUCCUCACAGACUACCGUAGUGUUGUAAGUGUGUGUGUUUACCGGACCCAACGACAGACAUGGCAGAAGUCGCACCAGCACCCGCCGCCGCCGCGCCGGCCAAGGCACCCAAGAAGAAGGCAGCAGCCAAGCCCAAGAAAGCGGGACCCAGCGUAGGCGAGCUCAUCGUCAAGGCGGUGUCCGCCUCCAAGGAGAGGAGCGGCGUGUCCCUGGCCGCGCUCAAGAAGUCUCUGGCGGCAGGCGGCUACGACGUGGAGAAGAACAACUCCCGUGUCAAGAUCGCCGUCAAGAGCCUCGUCACCAAGGGCACCCUGGUCCAGACCAAGGGCACCGGUGCUUCCGGCUCCUUCAAGCUCAACAAGAAGGCCGUCGAGGCAAAGAAGCCCGCCAAGAAAGCCGCAGCCCCCAAAGCUAAGAAGGUGGCCGCCAAGAAGCCCGCCGCCGCCAAGAAGCCCAAGAAGGUAGCAGCCAAGAAGGCCGUGGCCGCAAAGAAGUCCCCCAAGAAGGCCAAGAAGCCCGCUACACCCAAAAAGGCCGCCAAGAGCCCAAAGAAGGUGAAGAAGCCCGCCGCAGCGGCCAAGAAAGCGGCCAAGAGCCCCAAGAAGGCUACCAAGGCAGCGAAGCCCAAAGCCGCCAAGCCCAAGGCAGCCAAGGCCAAGAAGGCAGCCCCCAAGAAGAAGUAAACCUAUUACAAACAGUGUUCUUUCUACUCGACACAUGUUGUUACCACAAAAGGCUCUUUUAAGAGCCACCCA
Oncorhynchus gorbuscha (pink salmon) is the source of this 1336-nucleotide messenger RNA. Its product is annotated as histone H1. Gene Ontology annotation, molecular function: DNA binding; structural constituent of chromatin. Lineage: Eukaryota; Metazoa; Chordata; Actinopteri; Salmoniformes; Salmonidae. Gene Ontology annotation, cellular component: nucleosome. The transcript has a single exon. The coding region runs from base 641 to 1264 and encodes 207 amino acids. Gene Ontology annotation, biological process: nucleosome assembly. The record is from RefSeq and is a predicted model, not a curated record.